AUGAAGACUAUAGGCCGGGGUCUCAUUUGCCAUCGUCUUCUUCGCUCCAUUUGUCAACUGGUUGGCAUCCAUGACAUGUACGCAAAAGUUGAGGGAGCCACACGGAACUAUCGUGCGCUUGCCAGAGGCUUUCUUCAGAUGCUCAAUGCUCAGCGAAGCUAUCAACAAUUAGCAGAAGAUUCCGGCCUCCAUAUUGUUGAGUUCAGCCCACAAAAUGGCAUGGUGCCAAUUGUGUUGGCAUCUCCACCUCCUGGCCAAGUGCGCAAAAAUAUCUUAGCUCCUUCACGCUUGAGUUCCACUUCAUCUUCCGGUGAUGAUCAAUUUCGACCCCAUCCUGGAGCUUUUGAGAAGACAUUAAUACUAUUGUCUAAUCCACUUAGACGUCCGGUCCUCCCCAUUCUCAAGCCUCAACUUCACACCACCUUUAUUGACGAUCUGACAUUUGAGACUAGCAACUACUUUGCUUACCGAGACAAGCAGGUUCAGGUACACAAAUAA
This is a messenger RNA of Protopolystoma xenopodis, 498 nucleotides long. The record is from the annotation of a GenBank genome assembly. NCBI's taxonomy places the organism in Eukaryota, Metazoa, Platyhelminthes, Monogenea, Polystomatidea, Polystomatidae.